GAGAUCGAUUCACCUGGAAGAAGAUGAUUUUGGUAACAUUGGCCUUGGGCCUCAUUGUGGCCGGUCUUUUAUAUCUCUCCAUGAUAUGGAACUUCAACUACUGGCGUAAGAGAAGAGUGCCGGGUCCCAAGCCCAAGACCUUUACCGGCAACUAUCCCAAUCUGUACACGAUGAAGCGAAAUAUGAUCUACGAUCUGAACGAUAUAUAUGUGGAAUACAAAAACAAGUACGAUGCAGUGGGCAUAUUCAGUGGACGUGUGCCUCAACUCUUGGUUAUUAGUCCAGAGCUGGCUCAUCGUGUUUUUGUAACAAAUUUUAAGAAUUUCCACGACAAUGAAAUGUCCAAGUUAACCGACGAAAAGAGUGACUUCAUUCUGUCGAAUAAUCCCUUCUCCCUCACUGGUGAAAAGUGGAAACAACGCAGGGCUGAUAUAACUCCUGGUCUGACCAACAGUAGGAUAAAAUCGGUCUAUCCAGUGACAAACAAGGUGUGCCAACAAAUGACCGAGUGGGUGAAAAAGCAAAUACGAUUGGGCUCCCCCGAGGGAAUUCAUGCAAAGGAUUUGAGCCUCUGCUUCACCUCCGAAAUGGUCACUGACUGCGUUCUGGGUCUAAGUGCCGAAAGUUUCUCGGACAAGCCUACACCUAUAAAGGCCCACAUCAAGGACCUCUUCAACCCGCACUGGACCUUUUUAAUGCUCUUCGCUCUGGUCAACACCUUUCCCUCUUUGGGACAUUUGAUCAAGCUGCGUAUGGUUCCCCAUCAUGUAGAGCGUUUCUUCCUCGGACUGAUGGCUACAGCGGUGAAAUCACGAAAGUCCCAACAGGCAACAGGUCGUUUCCAACGAACGGACUUCCUGGAUUAUCUUUUGCAGUUGGGUGAAAAGAGAAACCUGGACACACGUCACCUGCUGGCCCACACCAUGACCUUCCUGUUGGAUGGCUUUGAAACGGUGGCCGCGGUUCUCUCUCACAUGCUUCUAUUGCUGGGUCGCGAUGAGGUGGUGCAGCAGCGCCUCAGGGAGGAGAUUCUGCCACAUAUUCAAGAUGAAAGUAUUCCCUAUGAUAAGCUCAACGAUCUGCCAUACUUGGAUGCCUGCUUAAAUGAAUCUAUACGCUUAUUCCCUCCCGGCUUUAUGACCUCCAAACUCUGCACCGAGUCCAUAGAGCUACCCAACAAGGAUGGUCCCCAUUUCACUGUGGAUAAGGGAACUGUUAUUGUGAUUCCCCAUUCCUGUCAUAUGAUGGACGAGGAGUACUUCCCCGAUCCGAAGGCCUUCAAUCCUAAACGCUUUAUGGAGCCCGAUGCAGCCAAAACAUUCCGGGAACGUGGUAUCUUUAUGGGAUUUGGAGAUGGGCCUCGUAUUUGCUUAGGUAUGCGCUUUGCCCAAUCUCAAAUUAAGGCUGCAAUCGUGGAGCUUGUCAGCCAGUUCAAUAUCAAGGUCAAUCCCAAAACCCGCAAGGACAACUUGUACGAUCCUUCCCUGUUCCUUGCCAGUCUAAACGGAGGCAUUUGGUUGGAUAUGGAUGCCCGCCAAUGA
This is a messenger RNA of Drosophila kikkawai, 1541 nucleotides long. RefSeq lists its product as uncharacterized. Gene Ontology annotation, molecular function: heme binding; iron ion binding; monooxygenase activity. NCBI's taxonomy places the organism in Eukaryota, Metazoa, Arthropoda, Insecta, Diptera, Drosophilidae. The record is from RefSeq and is a predicted model, not a curated record.